Theileria annulata is the source of this 309-nucleotide messenger RNA. RefSeq lists its product as uncharacterized. The record is from RefSeq and is a predicted model, not a curated record. The coding region runs from base 1 to 309 and encodes 102 amino acids. The transcript has a single exon. NCBI's taxonomy places the organism in Eukaryota, Apicomplexa, Aconoidasida, Piroplasmida, Theileriidae.
AUGAAUAAAAUAAAUGAAUCAAUGACAUAUGAAAUUGUUGUAUUUAUGUUAGUAGUAUUAUGUUUAUCAUCAGCAAUUAUAUUUGGUGUUUUAAAUUCUUAUUUAAAUAAAGAAAAUAUAAAUUUAAAUAAUUCAGAAAAUUUAAAUAAUUCAGAAAAUUUGAAUAAUUCAGAAAAUUUGAAUAAUUCAGAAAAUUUGAAUAAUUCAGAAAAUUUGAAUAAUUCAGAAAAUUUUGUUGAUUCAGAAAUUUUUAAUAGUUUUGAUAAUUUGGAAAAUACAAAUUAUUUAGAAAAUUUGGAAAAUUGUUAA